AUGCCUACUUCUGGCCUCCUCUACGUCACGAUGCAGCCCAAGGGCUCGCUUCCUGUCGCCCAAUUCCACGACUGGUAUAACUCGGAGCAUGGCCCGCUGCGUCUCCGUCUUCCCUUCGUUUCUAAUGGCUUUCGAUUCCGGGCCACCGAUGGCGAGAAGCCCGAGUAUGUCGCCCUCUACGACAUCACCGAUAUGGACGAGUUGACCCGCAAGACCUACCUCGAUCUGCGAACGGAUCUGAUCAAGACGGAGCGUGAGAAGAAGACCAUGGCUCAGAUUGACGUCGGUCGAUUGCUGUAUGACCUCGUGGAUGAGCGCAGCAUUCCCGAUUACCGCCCACUGGAGUCGCAAGCCGACACCGAUGCCGAGACCCGCGGCAGCGUCAUGAUCGCCGUCACUACAACCACCCACUCAGACCCCGAGAAGCAGGCUGAACAUGACCGCUGGUAUCGUGAGGAACAUCUGGAGAUGCUCUCGCGUGUCCCCGGUUGGCGCCGUAGCCGUGUCUUCGUGACUGCUGCCAUUGAUGCCCAGGCCCCGCGUGAGACCCUCGCCCUGCACGAGUAUGCGCCCGUCAACGGCCUGGGUGGUGAUGCCCACAAGGCGGCCAUGAACACCCCCUGGCGCGAACGUCUCCAGCAGGAUGUCGUGGCCUCGAAGCGUCGCCGCGUUUACCAAUGGUACUACACUUUUGGCCCUGCCCCACGAGAGCUCAGCUCGCUCGCUAGCCCCGACUGCGCCGGGCCCUGGUCCUCCAACGAUGGCAAGACUCGCACUCUCCCCUCCACCACUCGCCCAGCCGUCGAAUCCUACAUCACCACCGCCGAUGGUGUCGAAAUCCCCUACCGUCUGGAGGGUAGCACCGACCCGGACGCACCCGUCGUGGUGUUGAGCAACUCCAUCCUCGUUGACUGGCACAUCUGGGAUCGAUUCGUGGACGCCUUCCUCUCGCGCAAGGAGAACCAGAAAUACCGCGUUGUCCGCUAUCUCACUCGUGGCCGUCGCUCCGACAGUGGCACUCAACCCGUUAACAUCGACGUUCUCGCCUCCGACCUCAACACCCUCCUCGAACACCUCCGCGUCUCCCCCAAGGGCGCCCGCCUCAUCGGCGUCAGUCUGGGCGGCGUCACCGUCCUCAACACCUCCCUCCUUUUCCCCGAGCGCGUGGGUGCCUUCAUCUCCUGCGACACAAAUUCAUCCGCCCCCGAAUCCAACCGCAAAGCCUGGGGCGACCGUGUCGCGAUCUGCGAAGAGGAAGGAUCCGUCAACGCCGAGCAGGAGCCCAUCGUCGGGGAGAAAUUGGCCGAAGUGACCACGCGACGCUGGUUCGUCCCGGAGUCCUACGAGACGCAGCCCGAGGUGCUGGCGCAUGUCAAGGAGGCGGUUCGCAACAAUAGUCUGAAGGGAUUCGCGCAUAGCGUACAGGCACUUUGCGCGUAUGAUAUUCGGGAGCGUAUGGGUGGUGCGACAGUGCCGGGAUUGUUUGUUGCCGGAGCGAACGAUGGUGUGUUGCCGCAGACGAUGCAGAAGAUGGCGGCGGAUCUGAAGGGAGAUGCUGAAUUGAAGAUUAUUGAGAAGGCUGGACAUUUGCCGAUGGUUGAGCAGCCCGAGGCAUUUGCUGGGGUUGUGAGUGAGUUUUUGGGCAAGAUUGAUGGUAAUUAG
Molecule: messenger RNA, 1662 nt
Organism: Penicillium waksmanii
Lineage: Eukaryota; Fungi; Ascomycota; Eurotiomycetes; Eurotiales; Aspergillaceae
Product: putative alpha/beta hydrolase
Exons: 1
Coding region: 1-1662 (553 amino acids)
Source: RefSeq, a predicted model, not a curated record